Molecule: messenger RNA, 2871 nt
Organism: Papaver somniferum (opium poppy)
Lineage: Eukaryota; Viridiplantae; Streptophyta; Magnoliopsida; Ranunculales; Papaveraceae
Exons: 3
Coding region: 1-2871 (956 amino acids)
Source: RefSeq, a predicted model, not a curated record
AUGAUUAUUCAUAAUUCUAGUGAUACUUCAAAAGGAAAUAUAUGGCUUUUUUGGAAUGCAUCUUUUUCUAGACCUGUUGUGGUAUCUUCUUCAAGUCAAGCUAUUACUGUUAAGGUUGGAGAUGUGAUGGUAACUGGUAUUCAUGCAGCAUGUCUUACUGUGGACAAAAGGGAAUUAUGGGAAGAAUUGAUUGAUAUUAUUCAAAUGAACUACCAUUGGAUGAUAAUUGGAGAUUUCAAUGUAGUUUUCAGUUAUGAAGAAACGUUUGGAGGUAGAAGACCUCUGAGAGUGUCAAUGCAGGAUAUCAGAGACUGUUUAGAGUCAUGUAAUCUAAUUCAAGCUACAAGAACUGGAAUCAAAUUUUCUUGGUGCAACAAUAAGGAUGGAAAAAAAGAAUCCUGUGUGAUCUUGAUAAAGCUUUUUAUAAUCUUAAAUGGCUGGAGAAAUUUGAUGGUUGGUCUUAUAAAAUAUCAACAGAUUUGGACUUCUCAUCCUGGUUUUCUGGAAGUAAUUAAGGAAGCUUGGAAUGAAGUAAUUUCGGGUAAUCCAACUUUUUCUUUCUUUAAUAAACUAAAAAGGAUAAAACAAAUAUUGAAUAAGUGGAAUUGGGAGGUAUUUGGUGAUCUCAGAGUAAAAGUAAAAAGUACAGAAGAUGAAGUACUUGCAAUUUCCUUGUUAUCUGAUACAAAUCCUGAAAACAUUGAACUACUUAAUAAUCUGGUUACAACAAGAGGGAAACAUGAAAUUGCUUCUCAUCAGUAUAAUGAGUUAACGAGAGCUAAGUCUAGAGCAAAAUGGAUAAAGGAAGGUGGUGCUAAUACAUCUUUUUUUCAUACUACAAUAAAGCUAAGGCAAUCUCAAAACAAUAUUACAGAGCUGGAAAGUACAGAGAGCAAUGUAGUUACUGAACAAGUACAAAUUGGAAAUAUUUUGGUAGCACAUUACACAAAAAAAUUUGGGCACCAGAAUGUUACAAUUCAUGAGGAGAUAAUGGGAGUAAUACCAAAGAUCUUAAAUGAUGAAGACAAUAAAUUUCUUGAUGUUGUUCCUACUGCAAUGGAAAUUAAAGAAGCUCUUUUUGGAAUGAAUGCAAAUAGUGCUCCAAGUCUAGAUGGAUUUCUUGGUUGUUUCUAUAAAUUUGCAUGGGAAAUUAUUGGAGAGGAAUUAGUUGAAGCAAUUCAAUAUUGUUGGAAUCACAUAUUUAUUCCUAAUGGCUCAAACUCCAACUUUAUUUUUCUUCUUCCCAAAAUUCAAGGUGCAAGAAGAGCAGAGCAAUAUAGACCAAUUGGCUUAGAAAAUUUUAAUUUCAAGAUCUUCACCAGAAUCAUUACUACUAGAAUAAGCACUUUUAUUGAGAGAUUAGUAUCUCCUCAACAAGGAGCUUUUAUUAAGGGGAGAAAUAUCCAUGAUAAAAUUGUGUUAGCCUCUGAAAUGAUCAAUGAAUUAAAUAUAAAAAGAAGAGGAGGAAAUGUUGGUCUAAAACUGGAUAUAACUCAAGCUUUUGAUUUUUUGAGUUGGGAGUUCUUAUUUGAAGUACUUAGAAGAUUUGGUUUCUCUGAAAUUGGCAUCAGUUGGAUAAGGAAAAUAUUUGAGUCUGCUAUGAUCUCUGUUCUUGUCAAUGGUGGCCCUUGUGGUUUUUUUUUUGGUGUUGGAAGGGGUCUUAGACAAGGUGAUACUUUGUCACAUAUCUUAUUCAUUCUUGCAGAGGAAGUACUUAGAAGAAAUUUAUCAAAAUUGGUGCAGGAGAGCAACAUACAAGCAAUGGUAACCAGAGAAUUACCUGAUACUUACUUGGGUGUUAUAUUGAAUCCUGGUAGACUAAAGACAUAUCAAUUUUGGGGGAUGGUUGAGUUAAUGCAACAGAUGUUAGCUGGAUGGGUGGGCAAGCUAUUAGCCUUUUUUGAAAGAUUAAUCUUGGUAAAACAUGUGCUAUGCAGCAUACCCAUAUACAAUAUGACAGUCUAUAAAUGGCCCAAUUUCAUGUGGUCUGGUGACCCUGCUGUCAAAAAAUUAGUCACUGUUAAAUGGGAUGAAGUGAAUACUCCAACUAUAGAAGGUGGAUUGGGAUUAAGGAGACUUGAAGGGAUGAAUAAGGCUAUGUUAAUGAAACUCUUAUGGAAAAUUGAAACAAAAGAGGUGGAAUGGACUCAAUUUAUGAGAGAAAAGUAUAAAAACAAGAAAAAUGAAUGGACAUCAUCUUACAAACAAUCAUCUGUUUUGCCAGAAAUUAAAUGGGUUAUAGCUGAAGUGAAUGAAGGCAAAAGAUGGAUAGUCGGUGAUGGAAAAUCAAUUUCCGUGUGGCAAAACAAAUGGAUCAAAGACUAUGCCUUAAUUGAGAGACAUGAAACGGAUCAAUAUGUUCAGAUGAAUAUAGAACUUAAAGUAGCUGACUUGAUUGUCAAUGGAGUAUGGAAAAUUCCAAAGCAAAUGUUCAAUUAUUUUGAAAGAAAUGAAGUACUAGUAAUUGGUGGUGGUCCUGACAAACUGAUAUGGGAAAAAGAUCUCAAUGGAAAAUUUUCUGUUGCUAAUACAACCCAGCAGAUAAGAAAGAAAUAUCCAGUACAGUCUUGGCCAAAACAAGUGUGGGAUCCUUGUAUACACCCCUAUACAUCUACCAAUCUAUGGAAAAUUCUGAGAGGUGCUUGUGCUACUGAGAAGUCUGUAAGAAAAAAAGGUUUUAUGACAGUGUCAAAAUGUUAUUUGUGUGUUAAUGCACAGGAUACAAUGACUCAUAUACUAUGGGAGUGUAAAUUUAGCAUAAUGAUAUGGCACUGGUUGGGAAGGAUAUUCUGUUUUCCUAAUCCUUCAUCCUUUGAGGAAAUUCUGAAAUAUGUUAAGGGUAAAAGUAGAGCAAUUCAUGAAGUCUGGUAG